Molecule: messenger RNA, 859 nt
Organism: Formica exsecta
Lineage: Eukaryota; Metazoa; Arthropoda; Insecta; Hymenoptera; Formicidae
Product: dolichyl-diphosphooligosaccharide--protein glycosyltransferase subunit 4-like
Exons: 2
Coding region: 1-105 (34 amino acids)
Source: RefSeq, a predicted model, not a curated record
AUGAUCACGGACGUACAAUUAGCCGUAUUCUGCAACAUCCUGGGAGUUGCGCUAUUUUUCUUAGUAUUUCUCUUCCACUACAUAAAUGCCAAUUAUUCGAAAUAAGUGGAAAGAAACAGAGAAUUGUCAUUCAAGGCUUACUUAAUGUAACAUAACCUAUGUUAUUGGAUUGACAACAUGUUGAAUGCAUAAAGAGAAUUGAAGUACAGUUGCAGGCUUUUGCUUAGCAUGUAAUACGCGCGCGAUCCAAACUUUAAAUAAUUUACCAUACUUGAUGCGGAGAAAAAUUUUGUACAUCUCUUCUUGUGUAUGGAAAUAUAGAUUUUCUAAUUUAUUAAAUUAAAAAUGCUACAUUAAUUAUACAAGUUAAACUUGUACAUUUUUUUUUUCCUAAAAAUGACGAACAACAAUACAAUAUAUGUAGAAGAGGAGAGGAAAAGUGGGAGUAAAUCCCACCUUUUAUUAACAUACAAGGUGUAGUCGUAAGUCGUGGUAGGGGACUGUCGUAAUACGCGUUAAAACAACACUCGAGCUUCUUCAAAUGUGGAUUCAUUUGUGUCACGUUCGUAAGCUUCGCGGGCACUUUAGUUUCGCAUUAAUCGCGGGGAAUGUCAUUUAGCUUGAAUAUGUGCCAUUUAUAUAUUGAAAUGUAACACGACUUUAUCAUUAAAUGUGCAUGUUUUAAAGAUUAAGCAUAUAUUUUGGAUGCAAUCUUGUGAAAUAAUAAUAUACCCUAUAAAAGUGCUUAUUUCACAUAUUUAUGUUUAUUUUUGAAUGUGAAUUUAUUCGAUCUAAUAAGUUAUGCAGCUUGUCUGUAAUCAAUUGAAAAUGAAGAAAAUAAUAAGCGAAGUGAAGAAAU